Messenger RNA from Lodderomyces jiufengensis, 1116 nucleotides. RefSeq lists its product as uncharacterized. The transcript has a single exon. The coding region runs from base 1 to 1116 and encodes 371 amino acids. NCBI's taxonomy places the organism in Eukaryota, Fungi, Ascomycota, Pichiomycetes, Serinales, Debaryomycetaceae. The record is from RefSeq and is a predicted model, not a curated record.
AUGUCAGAGAAAUUCCCAGCUAGUAGCAUAGUACUAGCCAAAGUGAAAGGGUAUCCAGCAUGGCCAGCAAUGGUACUAGCAGAAUCAUUUUUACCAGACAACAUAAUAUCCAAAAAGCCAAAACAUAAAACUCGAGAUCUACAAGAAACAACAACAUCAACUUCAAACGUUCUACCUAUAAAAUUUUUCAAUGAUGAUACUUAUUUUUGGAUGAAAAUUGCAGAUUUAAAACCAUUAAGUAAAGAUGAUAUUGCAAUACAUUUUGCUCAAACUUCAAGUAAAAGGAAAAAAGAUAAAGUACUAGAACAAGCAUAUGAAUUAGCAAGUAACCCUUUGGAUAUGGAAACUUUUAUCAAGUAUGGAUCAAGUGGUGAACCACCUGAAAUUGAUGAAGAUGUAUUUGAAGAUAAUAUUGAGAUAAAAGCACCACCUAGAAAAAAAUUGAAAGUUGUAAUACCACCAAGAACCAAAACAAAACCAGUUACCGUCAAAAAGGAUCCAAGAAAAGAAGCAUUGGAAAAACAGAAAGAAGAAGAAAGAAAAUUAAUGGCUGAAUAUGAUUCAGAUUGGGGGAUUGAUGAUUUUAAUAAAUAUGAUAAAUCUGAAGGGAAUUAUAUAUAUGAAACAAAAGAGAAACAACAAGAAUUAUUUUCAACAAUACCUGAUUCUUCAGAAAUAUUGGAAAUUUAUAAUGAUGCAUUGGAUAGAUAUAAAACUUUAGAAUAUGAAUUUUUAAAUAAUUAUUUGAUAAAUGAAGAUGAACAAUUAAAUUACAAAUUAUUACAAAAGAAUUUAAAGGAAUUUGAAAAAAUGGUUGAUGAAAUUCCAAAAUCAAUAACAAAUAAAAGUAAGAUUUUAAGACUAUUGAUAUUAAGUCAAAGAAAACAACCAUCAGAGGACAAAAAUGUACAACAAUUUCAUAAUAACAUAGAAAAAAUUUUAAAAAAAUUAGGUAUUGAAGUUAGGGAAAAUACUGAAGAAGAUUUUGAAAUAAAAAGUGUUGAUAGUACUAAAUUAACAACCCCUGAAAUCACUUCAAAUCCUGAAUCUACUACUUCAUCCACAACUGGUUCAGUUGAGCCUAUAACUGAUGUUAAAGAAGAAAGAGUAGAAUAG